CAGAGCAACACGUGUGUUAUCUUUCGCGAGUGCGCAUUUUAGCUUCGAUAGCAAACACAUUACGACGCCAAAUUGCAUUUAUAUAAGGGAUAAAAUUGAAUGGAGCUGCGUCAUCGAGGUAAUAGGUCCGACAACAAUCAACAAAUGGAAACAUUUCAAAUCGAUCAAAAGUCCAGUGAUACUAAAGAUGAAGCUAUCAGAAAUCAAAAAUAUCUCUCAGCUUUACCGACUCUCUUUGUUUCAGUUACCGUAUUAGUAAUUUUAAACGUGUUUGUGUAUUAUAUGGAUAACAAAUUGCCACCUCCUAUCGAGAUAAAUUCAACCAGUAAUGAUUUCGUUGCUAAACGUGCAAUGUCUACAUUAAUCAAACUAGCAAAUUUAGGUCCAAGACCAGUCGGUAGUUAUGAAAAUGAAAAAUUAGCUUUUAAUCUCUUAAAUACUGAAAUUAAUGAUAUUAUAAACGCUACAGACAGAGUUAACGAUAUUGAAAUAUACAACCAAAAAGUAAGUGGUUCAUUUAUCUUAAAUAUGAAAAAUUGGAAAUAUUUAUUGAGUUAUGAAGACUUACAAAAUAUCGUUGUUAAAAUAGAUCCUAAACAAGGUAUAAAUGACGCCAUUUUGUUAAAUUGCCAUUAUGAUACAGUUCCAGCAGGGCCCGGUGUAAGUGACAAUGGUGUGAACUGUGCCGUAAUGGUAGAACUCGUACGAAUUUUAGCAAAAACCCCACAUCUGGAGAGACCGGUAAUUUUUUUAUUCAACGGUGGCGAGGAAAUAAUGCUUCAAGCUUCUCACGGUUUCGUCACUCAACACCCUUGGUCAAAAAGCGCAAAGUACAUAAUCAAUCUGGACAGCUGUGGAUCGGGCGGCCGAGAAAUAUUGUUCCAGACCACAAAGUCGGAUUCGUAUCUAGUAGAUCUGUACGCUCGCACUGUUCCCCAUCCGUACGGGCAAGUGAUCGGCGAGGAACUAUUCCAAUCGGGCGUGAUACCGUCGGACACGGAUUUUAGAAUAUUCAGAGACUUCGGAAACAUGUCCGGUCUCGAUCUGGCGCAUUACAAAAACGGGUACGUCUAUCACACGAAACACGACGAUUUAGACCGGAUCGGACCGUCCGUGCUGCAGAACACGGGCGAGAACUUGCUCGCGCUCGCCAAAGCGAUGUCGACGCACAACGCGACGAUCACCGCGAACGGUACCAAGUCCAAGUACGUGUUCUUCGACGUGUUCGGCGUGUACAUGGUUUCCUUUACGGAACUGUCCGGGGCGUUCGGCAACUUCCUGGUCGUGUUGUCGUCGUUGUUCUCGAUUUUCCUGUCGCUCAGAUUCACGACGGCCGGCAUGAACCGCCGAGAGUACAGCACGCACCUGUUGACGGCCAUCGUCAGUCCCGGUUGCGCGUUCGCGGCGGCCGUGCUGUCGUGUAUGCUGGUGGCGUUCGCGCUGGACCGGCUCGGAUGUUCGAUGAGCUGGUACAGCAACCCGGCAAACCUGCUGGUGUACUUCGGCACGGCGUCGUGGUCGGUGUUGACCGUGGCCGCCUACUACCCGAAAACCCGGUCCAGGACCGAUGCGGAAUGGGCCGUGACGAUGCUCAACGGCGUGCAGCUGUUCUGGACCGCGCUGCUGUUCGUCGCCACCGUGGCCGGCCUCCGGUCCAGCUACCUGUUCGCCGUCAUGGUGCUCUGUCCGUCGGCCCUGGCCGGUCUGGGCGCCGCCGUCCUGGUGAUGGCCGUGGCCGUAGUCGCUGUCCGGCCGGUCGGACUCCCGUACUCGAAAUCCGUGGCCGAGCAGCGGUUCGACGUGAUGCACACGCGACGCGCGUUCCACGACUUCGGCGGCGGCGUCCGGUACAACGAUUCCGGUUACCUGAUCGUCAACUGGGACCGGCAGGGUCCGCGGACGGUCGCCGAAUUCGCGCCGGACGUGGUCCGCACCGAUUGCGCCGCCGAACUGAUGUGCGGCGUACCGGUGACCGGGUCGCUGGCGCCGCACACCGGUUGGCUGCCGGGUCGUCCGCCGCCGGCGCCACAGCGGUCCGCGGCCGCGGUCCGGGCGGUCGUACUCGGAGGCGACGAGCGACGGCGGCGGAUCGCGUUCAACGUGACCGGCCCGGAGAGGGUGACCGUGUACGUCAGCCCGUUUCCGGGUACGCGGUUGAAGUCCUGGAGUUUCGCCGGAACGCCGGAAGUGGCCACCAGUUGGAUGGGCAACGACGUGUACGUGAUAAAGCACUCGUCGGGGGCGGAUCCCGCGGCCGGUGGCAAGCAGAACGUGUGGAGCUUUUGGUUGGAACACGAGUGCGAUCGCGGCUUCGGCGAGAUGUCCAUCAACGUCACCGUGGCGCACAGUUGGGUGAUACACAAGGACUUGGUGUUGGACGACGAAUUCCGAUCGUUCGUCGAUUCGUUUCCGCGGUGGGCGCACGUCAACGUUGCGGUCGCCAACGUUGAAGCUUUUGUCUACUAAGUCAAUUAUGUCUCGGGAUUUUGAUAAAUAUUUUACGUAUAGGAAAACUCGAUUCCGAGCUAGAGGUUACCUAUAAUAAUAUAUAUAUAGAUAUUUACGUAAGUUCAGUAUAAGAUACAAUUUUCUCUUUCAACGUUUUUCGGCUCAAUUAAAAUAUAAUAUGGUAUUAAUAUAUAUUGUUAUGUAUUAGUAAUAUAGUUAUAAUUUAUAAUUAAGUAUAAAGUUAUACCUAUUAUCCGAGUUUUGAUUGUAUAGAUCAGUGGUUCUCAAUCUUUUUAUGACCGUGACCCAAUUUUUUUUCCAAAAAUCUAUUGCGACCCCCAUAGUUUUACGUUUACAAAAUCAAAAAAAUAAUUUCAAAAAACAAAUUUUUUAUUACUUACUUUACUACUUUAUAUUAACAAUA
Molecule: messenger RNA, 2872 nt
Organism: Melanaphis sacchari
Lineage: Eukaryota; Metazoa; Arthropoda; Insecta; Hemiptera; Aphididae
Product: endoplasmic reticulum metallopeptidase 1-like
Biological process (GO): proteolysis
Molecular function (GO): metalloexopeptidase activity
Source: RefSeq, a predicted model, not a curated record